This is a messenger RNA of Salvia miltiorrhiza (redroot sage), 1758 nucleotides long. Its product is annotated as lysM domain receptor-like kinase 4. Bases 1 to 1758 code for a protein of 585 amino acids. NCBI's taxonomy places the organism in Eukaryota, Viridiplantae, Streptophyta, Magnoliopsida, Lamiales, Lamiaceae. Gene Ontology annotation, molecular function: protein kinase activity; ATP binding. Gene Ontology annotation, biological process: protein phosphorylation. The record is from RefSeq and is a predicted model, not a curated record. The transcript has a single exon.
AUGAUUCCUCUGCAGCUUCUCAUCCUCGCACUCCUCUCUCUACAUCUGCGAUCCACCUACUCCCAGCACCACCAGUACUACGAUCAAACUCCAUGCUCCUCCGACGCGGCCACCACCUACACCUGCACCACCGCCGGAACCUCAUGCCGGACCUUCAUCGUCUACAGAGCCAGCCACCGCUUCUCCACCGUCUCCGCCAUCUCAAACCUCUUCCAAACCGACUCCCACACCUUACUCUCCGUCAACCCCAACGUCUCCACUCCGGCGCAGCCUCUCCAGCCCGGCCACGAAGUCCUCGUCCCCGUCGCGUGUUCCUGCUCCGCCGAUCGCUUCUACCGCUCCUACUUCAACUACACAACCGCUAUAAACACCUCUAUUUCAGAAAUCGCGUGCGCCGUUUACCAAGGUCUGGUGAAAUCCGUCACGUUAGCGGCGGAAAAUAACGCUGGCGGUGACGACGUUAGCGCUGGCUCCACGCUCCGUUUGCCUCUCAAGUGUGCUUGUUUGGAACACGUGUCCAAUAACGAUGAAGAGAUAAAAUAUCUGGUUACCUACCCUUUCAUCGAAGGAGACACAACCCCAAAACUUGCCAAAAAGUUCAACGUUCCAGAGGAGGAGAUAUGGAAGUUCAACGGCAUGGAUCCGUUCGAGCCAGCCGUGUUUCCGAACACGACGAUUUUAGUUCCGCUGAGAGACGUUCCGUUGAUCAAUUUCAGCAUUCCCGAUUCGGAUCCACCGACGCCUCAGUUCCUGCCGACGAAACCUGUCGAAAAGGAGCGGAAAACGCCGGAAUUGACGAAGCUGUACGUCGCCGGAUCGGUCGUCGGGAUGACUUUGAUCAUCGCCUUAACCAUCUCAUGCUGUUUGUACGUGAAGGCUUUGAAAAAGUUCAAAAACGAAAGAACUCGCGCGUUGAACUCAUGCUCAACUCCGAUCAGCUCUCCUUUCUCCACGAAUUCAUGCUUGUCGCCGGAUCUUCUGGUCGGAGUGAAGUACUCUCUGAGAAUCUACAGCGUGGAGGAGAUCAAUGCCGCGACGAAGAAUUUCAGCGAGGAGGUGAAGACGAGCGGCGGCAUCUACAGGUGCAGCGGCGAGGCGGCGAUGAUGAUCAAGGAGAUGAGAUUCGAGGGGACUCGUCAGGUGAUCGACGUCCACUCGAGAAUCAAUCACGUGAACAUCGUGAAGCUCCGCGGCGUGUGCUACGGCGACGAGGAACGGUCGUGCUGUUAUCUGGUGUUCGAGCUCCCCUCCAAUGGCAGCUUAAGAGAGUGCUUAAAGAGGCCAUCUGGUGCGCUUCAAUGGCACAGAAGGACUCAGAUCGCCUUCGACAUUGCCACGGGGCUUCACUAUCUGCACUACUCGGUGACGCCGGCCGCCUACAGGGAUCAGCUGAGGCUGAGCAGCGCCAACAUAUACUUGAGCUGGGGCUGGAGGGCGAAGAUCUUGGUCUCCGGCGAUAAUCUGAGGAGCUCCGGGGCGGAGGAGAAUGUUGAUCGGAGCGGAGAGAUAUAUGCGUUCGGGGUGGUGCUGAUGGAAGUGAUAAGCGGGAAGGAAGCGGCGGUGAUGACAUUUAUGGGAGCGAAUGAAGGAGGAUGCUUUGAUCAGUUGAGGAGCUUCGUGGAUCCUUGUCUCAAAGAUGAUUAUCCAUUAGCAGAGGCCUUGUGUUUGGCGGUUUUGGCUGGAUCCUGCGUCGACCAUGAUCCCAUGCAUAGGCCUUCCAUGGAAGAUGUGCUCAAGAUUCUUGCUAGGAUGGUGUAA